This is a messenger RNA of Fusarium vanettenii 77-13-4, 1510 nucleotides long. RefSeq lists its product as uncharacterized. The coding region runs from base 35 to 1411 and encodes 458 amino acids. Lineage: Eukaryota; Fungi; Ascomycota; Sordariomycetes; Hypocreales; Nectriaceae. The record is from RefSeq and is a predicted model, not a curated record. Gene Ontology annotation, cellular component: cytoplasm. The transcript has 4 exons. Gene Ontology annotation, molecular function: oxidoreductase activity.
CUAAGUUAUUGGUUCAACGCAAAUCGACCUCGACAUGUCUUCUUCCGCCUUCCCUCCGCCCAAUGGUAUGAGUUCCUUCUGGAGGAGCCAGACUGGGGAUCUCGACAACCAUCAAUCAACGAGCGCGCUCCCGGACGAAUGCGAUAUUGUUGUGGUCGGAGCUGGAUACUCGGGAGCAGCUCUCGUGACGCACAUUCUAUCAAAAUGCGUUGACCGAGUACCUUCAAUCCUAGUCUUGGAGGCGAGGCAGCUGUGCUCUGGAGCGACUGGGCGAAAUGGCGGCCACCUCAAGCCAGAUUCUUAUUAUGCCAUCUCGAGAUUGGCGAACGAGUAUGGCAUUGAGGCUGCUGCUGAAGUCGCCAACUUCGAGAGCGCCAACGUCGAGGCGGUUGCGGAGUUUAUACGAGAGGAGGAGGUCGACUGUGAUUUCGUAAUGACGAGAGCUAUCGAUGUUCAAUUCUCGACGCAGCACCAAAAUAGCCUUGAAGCAGGCUACAAGUCGUUGCUGGCCAAGGGAGUUGAAGCAACAAAACGCACAUAUUGUGCACCGCAAGAAUUUGCUGAGAAACUCUCGGGCGUGAAGGGAGCAAAGGGAUGCUUUAGCUACACUGCUGGCCACUUGUGGCCAUACAAGCUCAUUCACCACAUGUUUCGCAAGGCCAUCGCCAGCGGCGUCAACCUACAAACAAACACACCAGUGCGAACGAUAUCUCCGACUCAAGACGUGAAUGGCUUCUGGACAAUCACAACAGAGCGGGGUGUGGUCAAGACAAAGAAACUCGUCAUGGCAACCAAUGCGUACACGGCAGCUCUGUUGCCAGAGUAUGAAGGCAAGAUCGUCCCUUACCGAGCCAUUUGUAGCAGAAUCACCACCCCUGGGACAGCGCCCUUGUUGACAAACUCGUAUGCGCUGCGAUUCAGCAGCUGGGACUUUGACUACUUGAUUCCGCGACCUGACGGGAGUAUCAUAGUCGGAGGCGCCCGACAGGCCUAUAUCAGACACUUGGAGGAUUGGUAUGGUAACGCAGACGACAGCAAGGUAAUCGAGAGGGCUCGUCGUUACUUUGAUGGUUACAUGCAACGACAUUUCAGUGGAUGGGAGAACAGCGGCGCUCAGGUCGAUGAUGUAUGGACAGGAAUCAUGGGAUACUCUUCUGAUAGGCUCCCGCGCGUGGGCGAGAUUCCAGGCCGUCCCGGCAUGUUCAUCAUGGGCGGCUUUACCGGCCAUGGCAUGCCACAGGUGUUUCUGUGCGCUAGCGGGAUGGCGGAUGUUGUUCUCGGCAACAAAGGUUUUAGCGAAACUGGAAUACCACGACUGUUUGAGGAGUCCAAAGAGCGACUUAGUGACAGCAGAAACAGGAUAUUGGAGUUGUACGAAGAGCCACUGAAUGAGUUCCAGUCAAAGCUCUGAAUGUAGCAAUCAGCUAGCCCUUGACAUACAAGCAAGAGCAAUAUUUCCCCACUUUCUUUAAUUCUGGGCUCUUGUCACGAAAUAAAAGAACAUUUCCAU